AUGAGCCUCGGCGGCGAGGUUUGAAAAAGAGCGCAGGUGAGGUUCUUUAGCUGGGGCGGCGAGGCAGUUGCCGCUUUUGGGGGGCAGUUGUGCGCUUAACGGGGCGAGAAGGGCUGCCGUUGCCUGGGUCGCCGUCCGUGGGAUAGGACUGAUUUCUUCUGUUUCGUGGGGGGAGACCCAGCUGGUUCUCGCACCCGACUGUAUGUCGUUUUAAAAGUAAGUAGAUAAAUGGUGGCCCUGCCUUUGCCCCUUUCGGUCUGCAUUCGGGUCCGGGGUCCGAGCGGAACGGCGUGCUUUAUUAUCAAGCCCAAAGCUGAGCUGGUAGCAAGCCUGUAGUUGCAGGCAUCGUUGCAUUAUAUCUUAUGUUUUUGAAGUAACGCACCUGCGCUUUGAAUCCGAAUCUUGGUAGUGCCAAAAAAAAGCAUGCUAGACUUUACUAGAGAUGAACUUUUGAAGCCAUGGGGGAGAAAAACAGCUUUCAUUUUCCUGAAGCAAAUUCACAGGAAAAUUGGGGAGGAAAACAAACCCACAGUGCCGUGUUGUUGUUUUUUAAAGCACUCCUUACAUUUCCAAAGCCAUUUGAGGAAUAGAAUGGUCAUGUCUGGUUUAUUAAAAGUACAGUCUAUUCAAGCGAUAGUGGCUGUGCAUCUGACCCACAGAAGCCCCUGCUAAAAUGCUAAAUCUGUAUUUUCACUCUAAGUCUGUAGGUCACUUUAAAUACAUGGAAAUCGGAGGUAUGGCAUAGGAUGUGCUCAGUGUUUUGCUACAGCUGCACAUUUGUGGAAUAUCAGCAUCGUUGCUGGGCCAUCUUACCUGAAACUUGACCAUGUUUCUUCUUAUCUAGGCUUUUGGUCCUUAAUUUGUAGUGUUUUAAAUACUUGUUGCCUCUUUUCAGAGGUUGGGAUGUGUUAAGCCUGCCUUUUAUAUUACGGGUGUGUUUUUUGGUUUUUAAUUUGUUUUGGUUUCAUAGUACUUUUUUUCGGGACACGGGUGGCGCUGUGGGUAAAACCUCAGCGCCUAGGACUUGCCAAUCGCAUGGUCGGCGGUUCGAAUCCCCGUGGCGGGGUGCGCUCCCAUUGCUCGGUCCCAGCGCCUGCCAACCUAGCAGUUCGAAAGCACCCCCGGGUGCAAGUAGAUAAAUAGGGACCACUUACCAGCGGGAAGGUAAACGGCGUUCCGUGUGCUGCGCUGGCUCGCCAGAUGCAGCUUGUCACGCUGGCCACGUGACCCGGAAGUGUCUGCGGACAGCGCUGGCUCCUGGCCUAUAGAGUGAGAUGAGCGCACAACCCUAGAGUCUGGCAAGACUGGCCCGUACGGGCAGGGGUACCUUUACCUUUACAUAGUACUUUUUAACUUUGCACUCUUUUGUAAGUUAAUUUGGGUUACUUUUUGUGUAAAAACAACAACAACAAAGUGCAAUUAAUGCUACUUCACAUCCUUGCAAAGCUUCCAAUGAAGGUUCCAAAGAAGACACUCGAAGGACUAUGGCACUAAAUUGGCCUUCUCAAUAUGGUGUCCACUGUCCACCAGAUGUUUGGAUUACAAGUCCUGACAACCUUGGGAAUAGCCAGCACUUCCAGUAGUUGUACUCCAAAACAUCUGAUGGGCACCAGGUUGAUGAUGACUGCGUUAAACUGUACUGUAGCUGUGCCCAUUUUUUCACUCUCCUCUCCUUUUCUGCAAGGAAAGUUCAGACAAACAGGACAAGGCAACUCUAAAAUCUGAUUAAUACUUACAAUCUGACAUAUGAGUUCACAUGAUGAAGAAAUUUGUGUAGAGGUCCAAAUUUCAUGUUAUUGGAUGUUCCAUUCAAGCAACUCUCCCCCCCCCCCCCGCUUUCUCUUCUUUAAUAGGAUGGAGUCUAAUUUGGAUAAGCCAUCAAUGCUUAGACCAUCCUUUAUUUCUGCUGUUGAAUUGUCCCCAAGAAUUAUCCCUGUGGAUGUUAGUGACAUUAGGAAGAAUCUCUAUAGUGAUUUAUCAUCAAUCUCUGAUAUAAGCCAGGUAAGGGAAUUGGGCGACUCCAAGUGAUAAUGACAAUGUCUAUUGUACUGUACUUGUGAAAGUGAUCCACGCAGAAAUGGCUGAGGUGGAUGUGAUGUCUUGGAAUACUCAGUUGCUUAUGGAAUUAAACAGUUUGUAGUCCAGCUUCUGUGUGGGAAGUUGUUCCCCAUGUGGAAUAACUUAGCUGUGUAUAGUCUAUUGAGAUUAAAGGCUCAUAAAACCAAGAGCCUUGAGUAUAUGGCAAUAUUGUUGGACAGCACUGUGGUUUUACUCUUUCCCUCUGUAGAGAGAGAGCUUGGAAUCCAGAGAACGCAUUCAUGUUUGCCUGCGCAUUAGACCGUUGAUGCAGUCAGAAAAGGAAGGUGAUUCUCAGGUGUGAUUUAAAAAUAAAUUCUAAAAGCAAAAUUUGUUUAAGAAUGCCAUCUGCUGAACUAAAAAUAUCUAUUAUCUAUCUCCCCUUUCUUACAGAAUUGUAUUUCUGUUCUUGACGCAUCAAGUGUUAUAUUAAAAGCUCCCAAGUCUUCCAAGGUAUUCCGGCUUAGUGAAAAAAACUUGCAGCAAUUGGUGCAGAAAUUUACUUUUUCACAGGUAAAUAAAGUGUAAAGGGCUAUUGGCGACUCAUAACCCUUAGUAUGGAAACUUUGCACAUAAUAAUGCUUGAAUACUUCUCACUGAUUUGAAAAGCUUAAGAAAAUAUAGUCUUGAAAGAAAUUGUCUGGAAUUUCAGUGUGGAAAGCCAUAAAAUAUCUUCUUAUUAACUUUUUAGGUAUUUGGCCCUGAAACAACCCAGGAAGAACUCUUUGAAGGGACUGUGAAGCAGCCAGUGCAAGACUUCCUGAAGGGACACAGUCGCCUUGUAUUUACCUAUGGUGUUACAAAUGCUGGGAAAACAUAUACAUACAAAGGUACUACUGAGCAUCCAUAUUUCUCUGGACAAAAUGUUAACUUGAGUUCCGUGUUACUUGUGUAUGCUCUGUGUCAUCAAACUGUGUGCUACAGUUAUUUCAACUCUCUGAACUACUUAUUUUUAAUUGGAAUAUGUGUAUAAUAUGAUGUUUUAAAAAAUGCAUUUUGAAUUGGAACAUAGGAAACUGGUUUUGUAACUCCGUAUAGUAGUAGUAGUAAUAAUAAUUUAUUAUUUAUACCCCACCCAUCUGGCUGGGUUUCCCCAGCCACUCUGGGCUGCUUCCAACAUAAUAUUAAAAAUACAAUAAAACAUCAAACAUUAAAAACUUCCGUAAAAAAGGAUGCCUUCAGAUGUCUUCUAAAUGUCAGACAGUUGUUUAUUUCUUUGACAUCUGAUGGGCCCUCUAGGUACUCUAAAGCAGGGGUCAGCAACCUUUUUCAGCUGUGGGCUGGUCCACCGUCCCUCAGACCAUGUGGUGGGCCAGACUAUAUUUUGGGGGGAAAAGGAACGAAUUCCUACGCCCCACAAAUAACCCAGAGAUGCAUUUCAAAUAAAAGCACACAUUCUACUCAUGUAAAAACACACUGAUUCACAGACCGUCUGCAGGCCGGAUUGAGAAGGUGAUUGGGCCGCAUCCGGCCCACGAGCCUUAGGUUGCCUACCCUUGCUUUAAAGGGUUGUUCCGAUCCCUGCCCCCUGAAAUAUGAGUGAAUGGAAUAGAUCUAAGUAUGGACAGCACAAAUGGAUUUCUAGUUGACCGCCUAUAUGGGUUUUCCAGGGGUGGGGGAGGGAUUACUACAUUUAAUUGACUUGAUCUAUUUUAGCAUUUCUGUUUUAGUAAAGAAAACUGAAAACGCAUACUGUGAUAAUUUUAUGCUCUGUAUAAAUAUUUCAGACUUUUCCAAUAGCCAAAAGUAUUUGAAAUGAAAUACUUGACUUCGGUGAGUAGGGGUAAAGCGUAUUCAGUGUGGUUUAAAUGUUGCUUUCCAAAAUGGGGGUUGAAUAUAUUUUUAUUGGAAUGCUGAUCCAAUCACCUUGUGCUUACUCCAAGGGUAGCUCUAAUUCCACAUGUAUACAGUUCAUGUUGCCUCCUUGCCCCCUUUUCCUGAUUCUGCUCCAAAAGAGUGUUCAAAGUUCUGUCAAAUCGUCCUUAUGACAGGUACUAAUGAAGAUGGUGGCAUUCUCCCAAGGGCGCUGGAGAUGUUGUUUAAGCGCAUCCAAGGCAAACUGUAUUCAGAGAUGGAUCUCAAACCCCAUCGUUGCCGAGAACACAGAAGGCUGACUAAAGAAGAAAUCAGAGAAGAAAUGUCUGUCAAAUGCUCACUUCUCCGUCUUAUAAAAGAGGUGUGUCAAUUUAGAAUGCAAUCCUGAAUACUUACUAGGGAUUUAAGCCCCACUAAAUCAGUUGGACAGAUUUAGAAUUAUGAUAAGUUUUAAUAACAGCCGUUUGUAAAGAAACUGAAAAUGGUUGUGCAUGUGUGUGUUUUUGUAUGUAUGUAUACAUAUACACAUAUUACCAAAAUUCACUAUGCUCUGACCAGAGUUUUCUAUGUUGGUGUGAUGGUUUUUUUGGCUGUGGGAAUUCUUACCUAUUUGGCAGAGACUCAUUGAGAUUAAUGGACCACUUGGCCAUGUCCAUUCAUUUGGUGAGUCAACUCUGAGUAGGAUUCACAUUGGCUGCAACCCAUGUGCUUGCUGUGAUUGUCUAAAAUGCCAGAGAAUCUGCUGUGCUUCUGCCUUUACCUUUUCUGCAGUUUGACGUAUCUUCAUACAUUUCUGUUCAGUUUUGUAGAAUCUCAGUUCAAGAAUAAAAGGUGAUUUGACCAUGUUAAAUACAUAAAGAGAAAAAAAAAUCCCUGCCUGUCAGUGACAAAUCAUAUCCGAGGUGCCAUAAUAAAUAGUCUAUAUUGCAACAAAGUAGAUUGUCAAUGUGAUACCAGUAGUAGAGAGUGGCAUAAUAAAAACCACAUGGGCACCACAUAUUCUGUAAUGAUCAAAGCUGUUUGUACAGAAUAUAAAGGGCAAGCAGGUGUGUCCAUUGAAUUUUGCAGAGGCGGAAGCAGGAGCUGGCCUCAUCCUGAUGUUGCUAUGCUAGUUGUACAUGCAUGGGCACUUCCCUUUGAAGGUUUCUUCGCCAUGAUUAGGACCCCAUUGACAGGAUUCACUUAAUGAAACCCGUCGGCAGAAUCUUAGCGCAGUGGGGCUCCCAUCGCCUUCUCAUCCCCCCCCCCAUGGCCACUUGAAAUUGCCUUAUGGGGGUCGGGAGAAUCCUGGUACAGUGCUUGGUGGGAGGAGAGAUUGUUCCGCCUGUCAAGCUGGGAUGCUUGCACAGAUGAGACAUUUCUAAUAGUGUCAUUUUGAAUUCCAGCCUAAGUGAGUACCACUCUUUGACACUAACUGGGGGGGUCGGGGAACUGCCAGGGGAAUCCUGCCAGCGGGGGUGGGGGGAGGAAGAAAGAGCUUAUUGUUGGAGAUGGGAUUGUAGCACAGCCCCACAACAUAUUUUUUUUAAACACAACUGGCCUCAAAUUUGUUCGUGCUACACAUAAUUAUUUAUUGAUAAAAUUACGUUGGAACUUGGAAAAUGAAAAGAAACGACUCCUACCAUUACGUGAUUUAUGUAAUAAAAAGCGGCUACUUUAUAAUAUGAUCAUGGGGCACCCAGAAAGUAUAAAACAAUGCAGCUGCAUAAGAACAUCAAUCAUUCACAAAAUAUAAAUGAGCCUCUUACAUAUAUACAAACUCAGUGAGAGGUGUGAGCUUGCUUUUGCCAGGAAAUCUCGUUUAUAUUAGGUCUAGUUUGAGGCAAACAAACUCUCAUCUCAUCAAUGCAAAUAAGUCUUUCUCUUUUCUGAUCUUCCAUAUUUGUCAGAGUUGAAAAUGCCUGUUCACAAUAUUAUGUCAUGGAGAACUGUAGAAGAGUAGCCAAUGCUAUUCUCCAGUACUCUGUUCGAAUGGUGAUUCUGGAUCACAGCUAGCAUUGUCACUUGAUGCUCUCGUUUUGAAAAUAUAUUUAUCCAUAUUCUACACAUAGAUAGAUGGGCACUAUACUACACUCAAAUGAUUAAAUGUUUCUUUGGGUGUCCUUGAAUCUUCCCACAUUUGCCAUCCUCUCCUGCCACACCCUUUGAAAACUACUGCCAUAGGCCAUGUUGUCUGGGGCUGAUUGGACCUGGCGGCCAACAACUUAUGGAGGGCACCAUGUUGAGUUCCAGCUAAUGUAACAUUGCUUCGUUACAGAGGUCCAUCCCUGUACUGUCCAUGCUUCCUUCCUAUGCCAUUGUUCAAACUUUUUUUAUUAUUAAAUAUUGCCUGACCAGCAUGCAACUGUUAUCAAAAAACAGGAACAAAGGAAGCUGCCUUAUAUCAUUGGUCUAGCUAGCUCAGUAUUGUCUACACUGACUGGCAGCAGCUCUCCAGGGGUCCAGGCAGAGGAAAUCCCCAUCCCUGCUGGUGACUGAACCUGCAUUUGCAAAGCCGAUGCUGUCCCACUGAGCCAUCGUACCUUCUCAAGUGCUAAGUAUGCUCUGGUACGAAUACCGUCUUGUUAUGGAAAUUGUGGCAUAAGUUGGAAUCUGCUUCAUCAGGUGCAUGAGAGGAGGAAGAAAACUUGGUGAUCCAAAGGCAAAAAAAUACAAGAAAUAGCUGUAGGUGUUUCCAUUGCUAUGCAGAGCAUAAACUCAGCAGCCUCAUGUUUGAACUUUCCUGGAGGUGUUGUGGAAUUGUGGUAUUUCCAUGGAGAUUGAAAUGUUCUUCCACUGACUUCUGAAUUGUUAACAUAUCCAGAUUACUUUGUGAGCUACACAAAGUGGGUUCUGGCCCAUGAAUGCUUAUUCCUUCGGCCCUUAAAGUGCCAUACAAUGCUGCUGUUGCAGCAGCAGCAGACUCGUAUAGGUAUGCCUGGUAAGGCUUGCUAUGGUUACCAUAGAAAUGAAAUUUUCAUUGCAAUGAUCCAUUAGCACAUCCUAAUUUUUCAGUCCUGCCCUAGAAAAUACAAUAGAUGAUAGUACAGUAGAACAUCUAGUAUAACCCAUAUUUUGUUUCUGUCUUAAUUUUCAGGUUGAUUAUCCAAGUGUCGUUAAUGGGAAUCGCAGUGGAAUUGCUGAUAAUUCUGAUGGUAAGUUACGUAUCCGAAAGCCAAAAUUAGGCUCCAAAAAUUCAGCGUGCACUAUUGCCAUAGUAAGUAAUGCUGAAAUGAGACUUCCUCUGAUACUUUAAAAAGCUGUCAUUUUCCAGCCUUGGAUCUUGUGCUGCAAACAACAAUGCUGUCUGAACAAUGUUCAGUGCUAUUGAAGCAGCCUGUUUUAAAUCACAUCGAGAUGGACUCACUUCAGCAGAAUGUUAAUGCCACUCCAUUGUUCCGACAGAGUUGGAUGAAGUAGCGAAAGAAGCUGAACAAGCUAAUGUGGAUGAAGGGAGAGGUGCAAAAUUCUCCAUCUGGGUUUCGUUCUGUGAAAUUUAUAAUGAGUGCAUUUACGACCUGCUGCUCCCAGUGUCCAAUGAUAGAAGAAGGAAGGUGUUGCGUCUGUCACAGGAUGUAAAAGGCUGUUCAUAUGUUAAAGGUAACAAAUAUCUUAAAUCUUUGGUAACCAGUUUCAGUAGCCUUAAGGUGUCCUGCUUAUUCAGUGCCCAGGCUGUGUGCAAACUAGCUUUUAAUUCAGUGUAAUGCUCCUAACUCACAUUCUUAUUUCCUUUAAUUUCUUGCUUUAAUUCUUGUUCAGUGGUGAAUAAUGAACCAUUUCUAUUUCUUGAAGAUCUACAAUGGAUUCAGGUUUCAAAUUUCAAAGAAGCUUUUAAGCUCAUGCAACUAGGCCUGAAACAUCAGAGUUUUGCUUCCACAAAACUGAAUGCCAAUUCCAGUAGAAGGUAAGAGGCCCAUAGUAAAAUCAGGAUAUGUUCAAUGUGUAGUAGCAUAAUGGUUCACUUUCAGCUUUUACUUGCAAGUUUAUGCAACACAGACUUGUUAAAGUAAUGCCCAGUACCUAAGGAUCCCUACACCGUUCUUGCUCAGAUGUGUUUCUUGAAACAGUCACCCACAUGCUUGUAUCUUGUGCUGAACUUUGGGGCUUUUAAUUAUGUGAAGUUUUCUGUGAUUUAAUAAAUAGUAAUGGGUAGGUGAUUCCUUGGAGAUCCAGUGUGAUUUUUAAUGUUAAGUACAGUAAGCACACAACACAGGGCUUGCGUUCCGGGCGAUAACGCGUAAAGCCAAAAUUGCAUAUGGUCAACACACAUUGGGUGCAACAGUGGGUGGGAUUGCCAAAGUCUUUUUUCCAAGACACCUACUCCCUUAAAAAAAAAAUUGGCCAAGUGCAUAAAGCUGAAUGUGUACAAUGUGUGUAAGUUGCAGACUUACUGUACUCCGUUGGAGAAUAGGGCAGUGAAGAGGCCUGCAAUAUUCUAAAAUCCUUAUCUGGGAUGUUAAAAGAAGUUAAUAUGCAUGUUUAUGUAUCUUCCAAAUGGUAUAAAUAUAUCUUAAAAUCUAUCACUAUAUACUAGAAUGGAAGAAGUGCCUCGAGGUUAGGAGCUAUUAAGAUUUUCAAAAUGGCAGAAGGCUGCAACGUGUUCACUGAUGUUUAAAGAUAGCAUUGCUGGCAGCAACGUCUGUGUAUUUUUGGUCUUUCAGCCACAGUAUAUUCACUGUGAAAAUGCUAAAAAUUGAUCCUGAAGCAACUCGUGUGAUGCAAGUCAAUGAGUAAGUUUUGUAUUUCAUGUGUUCUUACCGAUUAAAAUUGUAAGACCAGGCAACCUAAAUUCCCCACUCCUUUUCUUUAUCUCCAGAUUAUUCCUCUGCGACCUCGCUGGCUCAGAGCGUUGUACACGAACCCACAACGAAGGAGAGAGGUUGAAAGAGAGUGGGAAUAUUAACACUUCCUUGCUCAUUCUAGGCAAAUGCAUCAGUGCCCUGAAGAUGAGCCAGCAAUCAAAGUAGGUUCUGGGAAAGCGUUUCGCUUCAUGUUAAGGGAUGGGGGCGGGGGCUUCUAGCAGCUCUCUGUAAAGAGAAGGAAAACACCUUUUGAAUGAGAGAAGUAUGCAUAUUCCUCAUGCAGAUCUCUGCUACCUUUCAUGUAACUUAGGUGUUUAAGAGAGACCUAGACUGCUUAACAGCCUGUCCUUAACCCCCCCCCACCUGACAUGAUCCCUACAGGAUAUGAAUCCUAACAAGCGGGAAAUGGUGUAAAAGGAGGCAGAGUGCUUUAAAGAGCCAGAAAUUGCCUUAUCUUUCCAAAUGUCACCUUUAAGCCUUUAACCAGUCCUUAAAUAGGAGUAAGAAAUCUUUCCAUUUUUAGGGCAAGCACAUUCUUUUGCUAGUCCGGUGAAGCAUGAUACUUGACCAGUUCUCAAUUGGCAGUGCAGUUUCCAAGCUAAAAUAAUAGAUGAUGAUGAUGAUGAUUUUUCAAAACUGAACUAAAACAUGCAAGAGACAGGGCCAUAAUGCGAUUAUAAUAUAUUUAAAAAGCUUUCCGCUGCCAAAAGUGCUGUGUUACCCAAGUUUGCUUGAUCAAAGAAGCAAGCCAAAAACCUCCAUGACUGUACAACACUUACUUUAAAAAUGGAUGCUCAAACCAAGCUUGCUGCAUGCCCGCUACUUGUUUCCCAGUGAACACCUGCAGUGUUUUGAAAGGACAGUUGAUGUUCAUAAGCGUGAGAGGUACCCAGUAAGAUGCUGAAUCUGUGUGCGGCUGCCCCAUGUGGUGAACCACUGCAGGUAGCAGCUUUCUCUGCAAAGAACCCACUCUUCUGCUCUGGAAGGAGUAUUCAAUGGCUUUCUGUUCUGGCUGAGCUUCCUUGAGCAACAUACUCUGCCUGAGCUCUGGCGUACUCACAGAUUGUUGGUUUUUGUUUGGUUCUGGCCUACCCUUUGGUAUUAACUUGUUAUUUGGUCCCAGCUACUGACUUGCUCCUAUGGUUUUCAGUUUGGGGCUUCCUUCAGGCUGCUGCCCACAACCCAUCCUUAAUGACAAUAAUCCUUUACCCCCUUGUCUUUUGGAUCUCUGUAGAAACUUUUUAAAAACAAACAAACUGGGAAGCAUGUGGUGAAGAAGCAACAGGCCUGAAUGGACCUAAAGCCUUUCAGUCUAUGCCUCUUUAAAAUGAAGCUUGGCCCCAUAUCCUAGAAAAUGCGCUUGAAAACACUUUUCGAAAAAGUGAACUGCAGCUGACUUGUUUGUUUCAUUUUCAGGCUGCAGCAGCACAUCCCCUUUCGGGAAAGCAAGCUGACUCACUUCUUUCAAGGCUUCUUCAGUGGUAAGGGGAAGGUGUGCAUGAUAGUGAACGUCAGCCAGAGCGCCUCUGCGUAUGAUGAAACCCUCAACGUGCUCAGGUUUUCAGCAAUUGCUCAGAAAGUAAGUGUUCACAUUUGUAUGAAACUGGAAAUAGAUUAUGAAACUGGAAAUGUAUGAAACUGGAAAUAGAUCACCAUGCAGUUAGAGACAUGCAAAAGGCUAUGGGUCAGCUAGCUGGCUUCUGCCCUUAGAGCUCUUUUGAAGGGCAGGUGAAUGUUUCAGAAGUCAGAGAUGGAUGCCUGGAUGGAGAGGGUCUCCGGGUUAUAAAAUGCAGUGCUCCCAUCUUAUUGUAAAAUGAGACAUAGCACCUUGACAUUAAUGACCUAGAGAGGCUGUGGGCUCUGUCUUGUUGGGGGUCUUCAGAAUGAGGCCAGACAGCCGUUACUUGGGGUGUUCAUUCAGUGGAUUUCAUUCAGUGUGUUGAGCUAGUUGGAUGGCCUGCAAGGAGGUGUUUGGCUACCUGAAUGGCAUGCAAGACCCACUCCACAAUCUCUGCUUCUGUGUCAUAAUAAAGAAGCUAUAUGGCAUGGGUUUGUGCUGGAAGAAAGCAUGGAUUCUGGAAAUCCUUAAAAUGAGCAGGGUUUUGUUUUUGUUUGUUUUGGCAGGAAGCUUUAAUAGCAGCUAAAACCACUGUCACAAACUGGCUUUCAUAUGUUUUUUGCUUCCUUCCUAAAUAGGUCAUGGUCUUAGAUUCCAACGAUUCUCCCCCAGAAGAGUCAUUUGAGCAGAUGGCUGUCAAAGCUGAAUCUGAAAUGAACACUGAAGAAGAUGUGCGUUUACCCGUUAAAAGAGCAACUGUACUCUGGGAGAGGACUUUGGAGGAUGUGAUGGAAGAUGAAGAGGAGGGGGAGGGGGAAGAGCUAGAAGAAGAUGGCAGUGGGAUGUAUGAGGUAAACUCUGUGGCAGAAACCAGACUUGACAGAGAGGCUGAGCCUGAAGAAAUGCUAGACCAAGUGGGAGAUGAAGACAGUGACAUUGUCAUUGAAAAAGAAAAGUACCAGGUAUGCCCUUAUGACAGGAAUAGCUAUGUGAAUCUGUUGCAGCAAAAAGGAGGAAUGCUGGAAAAUAAGAGCCACUGAGUUAAUUUGGGGCGUUUACAGUCCGCUUUUCUAAGGUGUUUCAUACUUCAAUCUGCUUUCAUUUUUUAAAACGAACGUAGCAGCCAGUUUGAAAACAAUAAAGAUGCACCGAAAAAUGUCUGCUGGAUAGGGCUGCCCACCUGUCAGAUGAUCUGAUGUCAUGAUAAUACCCUUUUUGCCUGCUUGAUUUGAAAUCAGUUGUGGGUGAAGGUACAGGUUGCAAAGUUUCGGUAGUCAGACCGUCAGUUCCUGCAAAGUGCUUUGUAAGGGGCUUUGCAGGAUAGCUAUUAUGAAGCCCUGUGCAAAGGGCUGUGCAGGCAUGAUAGGUGGGACCUGCAGAUGCGCUUUGGACUGAGCCAGGCCUGUCCCACACUUAAGGUUCUAUUUGAGAUUGGGUGUAGGGCAGGGCACAAUGGCUUGGCUGAUAUAGCCUCGUGAGCCAAAUGGGGUGGUUCUCCACCGUUGCCUCAGGUUAAAGCUUGGGAUUUGGUGGCCUCUCAAACUUUGUAAUUUGAUUCCAGGACUUCCUGCAUUUCUAUAAACCAUUUUAGGUUUUCCAAAUUUCCCUAGGGAUUCACCAGAAUGCAUUUUUACGUCCGCCUUUCUUGUGACUCACAACGUGAGAAGCCACAGGCCACAGGCUUUGGGGCUCCCCGUAAACAAAAUGACUUGAUGUGCCGCAACAAUGAAUCCCUAAACAUGCUUUCCAUGUGCUGACUCUGCUCCUGGUGCUCCUGUUUAGAGGCUGCUUGCUAUAAUAGAAGAUCUGAAAAACAAGCUGAUUGCCGAAAAGAAGGACAAGCUGCUCAUGGAGCUGAAGAUCCGUGAAGAGGUCACACAGGAAUGUGCUCAGUAUUUUGCAGAAAAGGACAGCCAGUUCAAGUAAGUUUGCUGAUCUUGUAUUUCCGAAGGGCUUGCCAGCAUUGCUUUAAUGUUCGGGAUUGGCAUGUAUCCACAUACAGCCCAAUCCAGCAGCCAGCUGGCUAUGAACUGUGCGCUGAUACCCAAGGGAACAAGGCAUGCUUAAUGUGUGUGGCUUCUUUAUGUGCAAACACGUCAGCUUUCAAGGUGCCUGGUUGAAAACACCCCCAUGUGCAUCUUGCACCAUGUCCUCUUCCAUUCUAUUGUCUUAAGACCUGCACCAGCAGUUGGUGCUUCCCAGGAGCCCAGGGGCUUAGCAUCAUUGCUCUUCCUGACAUUUUGCCUUUUGCUGCUGCUGCUGUCAUCCUCCUCUGGAGUAUAGGAGGUUUCUCUUUGGGAGAACCAUUUGACAUGUAUUUCAUUUCCGUCACUGGUUAAACUUAGGACAUUUGUUGGCCUUACGCAAGAAAUCAUGGAGGACAACUGCGAGGAGCGCAUGCAGAUUUACAAGGACUUGGUGAAGGAAUGCAUCCCACUGCCAAAUAGCAGAGAAGAAGCAGAAGAGACUCAAAAGGUACAGCCUAAUAAGACUGGGAAUGCCAGUAACCUUAUUCUCCCUCGAACCUCUUAAGAGAUGUAUUUCUAAAGUUUAGUUCUCAAACUCACUGGGGUCCUAAUAUAAAAAUGGCACCAAACCAAUGUGGUUGUAGGGCUCUUGCUGUGCCAACAAAGUCAGACUGUAUAGUUCUGCUACCUGAGAGACACUUGAGAUGCUCGCAAGUUUGAGACUACAGGGAUCUUUCCAAAGGUAAAGCCCCCUUUCUACCUGAAAUAUAAACCUUUCAACAGAUAGGUUAGCUAAGUCUAACCACUGGGUACCCUGAUUUUGAAUGCAUUGAGGAAGAACAAGAACAUGCAGCCAUACAGAAGGACCCACAUCUCAAUUGCAGAACUUCUGCUUUGAAUGCUGAAGUUCCCCAAUCCAGUCCUCAGCAUCUCCAUGUAAGUGCUGGAAGAGAACCCUGACUGAAAUCCUAGAGAGCAACUUGCCUGAGUUUCACCUGCACAAACUCGGCUUUAUGUGGCUGAAGGCCAGCUGGUUGAAAUCGCACAGAUCCAGCGGAGAACUUAAAUGCUCUUUUUGCACAGGGUUUCCUUGGCAGGGAAAGAGCUUUUGAGCUCUCAAACUUGCUUACCCCAGGCUUUGGAGAACUUGCUCCGGCCUUGCAAGAUCUCAUAAGAGCCUCCCAGAACCUAGCAAGCAAUGGAGAGAGCUUAGAAACUCUCUGCACUGCUUGGGAUGGUAAAACCUGUUUAGUGCACCAUCUCUGGAAGGUGAGAUCACUCACGCGGGGGCAGUUCCAAGGGGGUGGUUUGAGUAUAUGCGUUGUUACGUAUACCCGCCAUCCCCUGAACAAAGCCCUUGUGUAUGAUGCAAGUUACCUGUCCUGAGCCAGGUGGUGGACUGACUCUUGAAGAUGCCAUAUACAAUGCUGCUUUAACUUGAGGGUCAGUCCUCAUCAUGCCAAAUUAGCUGGGGUAUAUGCGCAGCGUUGGCUGGUCUACCAGACUUCAUGAAGGACCCUCCAUUCUUGGCUCUCUCCCCAUCUCCCUCCAGAGGACUUUUCCAGUGGUCCUCUGGUGUGAUAUUGCCUCCUGGUGGCCAGUGAAGCUCCAGUAUGAGUAAUGAAUGUAUUAUUUGCGUCAGCCAUCGGCCAUAGCAACAAAAGAACAAUGUGAUAUACAAAGAAAGAAAAAGUCAAUUAUAUAAAACACACUUUAGGGUCCUGAAUCAACAGUCAAAUAGCGGACCUUAUUUUGAUUGCCCCGGCUAAAAACCUUGCAACCUUUGUUGUCAUCUGCUCAUCUUAAUCUGCCAAGAGAAAAGACACUAUGGCAGUGGUUGGGCGACCCGGAAUGGAUAAUAAAAGAGGGGUGAUAAGCCUGUAUGAGCAAACUUUCAUUGUUCCCCUUUAUUUUUGUGUGUUUCUUUCAAUAAGGGAGCGGAAGCUAGAGAAUCGGGAAAUCCAGCUGAUUUUUCCUGCGUGGUCGAGUCACUGCAAGAAAACGUCUCUGAUAUUAAGCAGCAGGCCCAAAUAGCGUAUGGGAUGCUUAGUGCCUUAGAAGCGCCCCAAACAACUAUUGAGCGUCUUGAAAAGCAGCUGGCAGAGGUAACAGCUGCAUUAUCUCAAGCCCGGGAGGAGCUCUUGGCCAGGAAAGAAGGUAGGUAUGAUGGAGAAACUUAAUAAAAGUAUUGACUAGGAUCUAAAGAAACAAACAGCCAGUUCCAUGCAUCCAACAGGAUUUUGGCCUUGUGUUUCUUGGCUAGCAGUCUUUCAUUACCACAGUAAACUUACAUGGAAAAGCAAUUUGGGAUGUGGCAUUGAGACGGGGAAGGGCUCUGUUCUUAAAGGGAAGUAAGUCCAAAAGCCCAGUAGCCUUUUACUUAAUAUAUUGUGUCUACUACUUCUUUAAAGUAUCAAACUUUGCAGUAUCAAAUACAGAAUGUGGUUAGAACGUCUAACGCAUCUCCCAAGCAAAUUUGAGCAUUUCUUUCCACGACAUGUAUUUAAUGUUAACUUUUAAUCACUCUGUUACAGAGCUGACAAAACAGGAGACUCAACUGAGUGAAUCUGCUAAAGUGGUUCAAGAUGCUACUCAGGUAAGCGUGCUUAGAUUUCUUUAACAUCUGCCUUUGCAAUAGGAGUCUCCAACUUUUCUGGACAUUCUGGUUUUGAGUUUUGGGUACCAGUCACAAAAUGGCUGUCAGGGGCACAAAAGGACUGUUAUGAGGGGUGGCAUGGUAUAACACAAAACUAGUGAUACUAUAGUUUUUGCUGAUCCCCCCUCCCCCCGUGAGAACCUCAUGCUUGCCAUGGAAAGUCAGCUAUGUCUGCUGGUCCUCAUUGUAGAAAUACAGCUGUUAAAUGUACAGUAAGCCUUUUUUCUUCCAAUGCCAGAAGGGAGGAGCUCUAAACCCAUAGCUUAUGAAGCUGUGAAAAAUCACCUGGACCUGGCCUACACUUUGCCUCACUGCAUGUUGAGUUUCCAAAUGGCCACAUAUUGCAGUGCAUUGUCGCAUCUAAUCCUAAACUUGUUUACCUUCUCCUUAAGAAAAUGGCUCUUCAGAACAAGCGCAUACAAGAGCUAAGUGAAAUUGUGGAGCAAAAGGAUGAUGAAAUAGCAAGGCUGAAAGUUCUGAUAAAUCAGCUGGAGGCGAUCAUAAAAGAGUCUGUGAGUGUUUAAUGUUCCACUUGUUAAUCUCAAAAGUAGCAGUUGCAUGUUGACAUGGUGGUGCCAAAUUAAAAUGCUGUCCCAGAGCAAAACUGGGCUCCAAAAGCCACAUGCUUAGUACAGUUCCCCCAAGGGGGACUUUUAAGAGCUUUAUUUUUUAAACAGCAAGCCUCACAAAAACACUAUUAAAAUGGAAACUUUCAGAAAAGGUGUUUUGUGAUAAGACAUGAGUGCCUGCUGUUCAAAGAAAGUUAAACACACGCUGCAUGCAUAAGCCUUUGGGUGUGUCUAAAAUAUGGCUCCUGGAUUCCCGACUUAAAACUUGUUACUUGUAUUUUAUGUUACCAUGCAAGCAUAAUAGGAUUUGUCUUGCUGCCUUUGGACAGAGCAAAUGCAUUUUUGUUCCCAAGGCCUGGUCUGAAAGCACAUGAUGUAGCAGCAGCAUUUUAGAAGCUAGGCAGGUCUGGUUCUUGGGAACACCAUGUAUAAUGUCUUGAAAAGAAAGCUUGGCUAUAAAUGCAGUCAAAUUUUCCUUAGAAAAGCACCAACUUUGGAUUUCAAGAGGGGCAGAGGAUCAUCUACCUUAAGGCAGAUUUUAAAAUGGCAGCAAUGUGCAAGGAAGAAUGGUCAGACUUUGGAGCGUGGAAUGGGGAAGAUGGUAGUAAGAGUGAACGGCAGUGGGGUAAAAUACAGAGGGAGGAAAGGGGGGGGAGGAAUGUAUUUUUCUUUUUCGCAAGGGGCUUCACUGUGUGUCAGUCACAACAGUUUUCAUCAAAAUUGAAGAAAUCCCAAAUUCUCAAGAGAAAUAAUGUCUAAUGUAAUCUUCCACAAAGUGAGGCAUUCCCAGUUUCACUGGGGUCCCAACUCCCAUCAACCUGCAUUUAUGGCCAAUGACUAAAUCUGAUGGGAGCUGUCAUUCAGCAACAUCUGGAAGGCCGAAGGUUCCACACCUCCUCUCUUAAGGCAAUGUGAGAGCUGCUGAGGGAGUGGAAGACAACAGUGGUCUCUAGCCACUGACUCAUUGGUUAUUCAAGCACCAGACCAAUGAAAUUGAAAUGGCUAUACAGUGGUACCUCGGUUUUCAAACGUAAUCCAUUCCAGAAGCCCAUUCGACUUCUGAAAAGUUCGAAAACCGAAAUUCAAUAGCCAACAGCUAGGACUUAGGGUCUUACACUCUGCAGAAGCCGCCUUUCCUGUUUGACUUCCGAGGCACGUUCAAAACCUGAAGCAGUUACUUCUGGGUUUUCGGUGUUCAAAAACCGAAACGUUCGAUUUCCGAGAUGUUCAAAAACCGAGGUACCACUCUACUAAAUUGCCUUCCCUUUUUAUAUUAAUGCAGGAGAGCACAAUAGCCAGUAUUAAACGACAAAUGGCGCAGGAAAACGCUACCAGAGAAAGCUGCUCCUGUUCUCGUCAGCCUGUGGAGAACUGUGUGGGUGGCAGAAGAAAACGAUGCUUAGAAGAGGCAGAGGAGGUGGAAGGUCCACCUGCGAAGCAAGGUAUCAUUUCCUGUUCUUCAGAUGCAGAGGCUCCUGAGGUCAAAAGCUAACUGCUUGUUAGAAUGAGAACAAAAGAGCCCCAGCAUAAAGGAAGGGUUGCGAAGAAAGCUGACUGUCAGAUCAAACCAGCAUAUGCAUCUUGCCUGAACUCUUUGUUGCUUAUUGUUUUGUUUUAUACAAGUCUGAAAUAAAAGUGUCUUAAUUGCAAACUUCCUUUUUCAUGUUGUGUCUAUUCCUCAUAGAGUAGGUGUAAGUUAUCCUUCCGCUGUAUGAGCUAUCCUUUGCUUAGUGAAUCUUCUUGUUUAGUUCCUGUGUGCAUGUAACUUGAUUUUUCUAUGUGUUCUAGUCAAAAGAAUUCUCCAAAAUAUCUGUGUAGGUCCAGUGCAAGCGUGAUGCUUAAGCAUCACAAUGCUUAAACAAUGCUUAAGCAUCAGGCGUCUUCUGCAGGUUCCCACCUCUCUUCCAUGCUCUUCCUUCCUUUUCAGUUUUUUCAUGGUGCACAGCACUGUUAUAUCCACACUGAGGUUAAACAGGCCAUGGUUAGCAUUAUUUGCCAGGUAUUUGAGACAACAAAACAACAACACCACAAACUGGCUUAUAAGUAUAAAACCAAAUUUAUUAGAAUAAUAGCUAGAAUAGAGAUAGACUUGUAACCAUUCAAACAACAAACAUACUAAGGUGCCAUGUGCAAAACAAAGCCUGGAGUUACUGUAAACCUGGAGUAGAUAAAUGUACAACUGUAUCUUAACUAGUUACAUGUGCAGUAAACGUUAUACAGACAGGAUAAAUGAACCACUCAACAAGUAGCGUGAGUCCAAUCACAGAACGGCAGCCCCAUGCCGCCACAACAGCAAGGGUAGCACACUGGAGAAUAUGAACAAGUUUUUCAAAGCUGUGUUUCAAAGAUUGAACUGGAUGAGAUGUUCUUCAAUGGGUCUUGAGUUAGAAACACAUGGAUCAAUCAUGGGAAGGCAAAUCAAGGUAAGUGGGCAAAAGGAGGUCUGUGCCUGUGAAUACAUUCUUUAUCCUGAGCAAACCGUUUUGUAUGACUGGCUUUUCGGACUGAUGAAGCGUGUAGCGAAACCUGUAAUAUAUCCGGAGAACAGGUGUCCUUUUGCCCACUUGAGUUAUUCUCACCAGGGUGGUGGCUUUGAUUUGCCUUCCCGUGAUUGAUCCAUGCAUACGGCUUUGUGUUUCUAACUCAAGACCCAUUGGAGAACAUCUCAUCCAGUACAAUCUUUGAAAAACAGCUUUGAAAAACUUUUUCAUAUUCUCCAGUGUGCUACCCUUGCUGCUGCGGCGGCACGGGGCUGCCGUUCUGUAAUUGGACUUGCGCUACUUGUUGAACGGUUUAUUUAUCUAGUCUGUAACGCUUACUGUGCAUGUAACUAGUUAAGAUACAGUUGUACAUUUAUCUACUUCAUGUUUACAGUAUCUCCAGGCUUUGUUUUGCACAUGGCACCUUAGUAUGUUUGUUGUUUGAAUGGUUACAAGUCUCUCUAUUCUAGCAAUUAUUCUAGUAAAUUUGGUUUUAUACUUACAAGCCAGUUUGUAGUGUUGUUGUUUUGUUGUAUUAUUAUUACUGUCACCACAUUUGAUACUUUAGGUAUUUGAGACAGCCAAAAAACAUUGCUAGGGAACCAACUGAACAAACAAAUCACUUUGCGCAACAGGCAACAUAUCCUACCAAUAUGAAGGGACCCCCACCCCCAAUGAUCUAUUGAUGUUUGUGUUUAAUUUCUUUUUACUUUUAACUUAUUUCUAACUUUUAAUGACUUUAUUGUCUGGCCUUACAUUUUUAUAUUGAUGUAAAUCGCCGUGAUAUAUUUUAAUGACAUAACGGUAUAUAAAUUUUUUUAUAAAUAAAUUGAGAAACAUCUUGUACUUGGGCCCAGUGCCUAGAGCUGAAGAAAUCAUAUUCUGGGCCUUUGGUAGGAAAAAUAUUCAGAUGAUUCUUUGCCUUUUUAAAGCACGAAAGUGGUUCUUGUAAUGUGAAGAGGGUACUUACUGGUAAAACAUCUCAGAGCAGGAUUAUUCAGUAUGGCAAGACCAGAAACAAAGCUAGCCAAUAAAUGACUGUAACUUAAAGGAUAGUAUUUAACUCCGUUUACAGUAACUGUUAAAGUAAGCUUCCUAGGUCCUUGCCCAAUGAUGAUGCUCAUAUCUUUUUAGGUGUUGUAGUUGCCCGAUCUUAUCCCAAGAUCUGAACUUUAGAAUGGAGCAGAAAUUAAAAAGAUGGUCUCCAGCUGUGUGAAAGCACAUCCAUUUCUGAGCGAACUUGUGCUAUCCAACAAGCUUUUUAUUUCUAGAUCUUCUGGAAAAUAUUUGCUUGGUAUUGGCUUACUGUUGGAUAGAAGUAACCAUCUUUUUAAAAAUUUUGUAGGGUCAGUUAUCAACCAGUCUAAAGAUGCCACAGAGACAAAGAACACCAAAGAAAUGCAAGAAAUGAAGGAAAAGGGAGCAAUGAUGGCAUUGCAAGAAACCAAUCAAAAGUUAGAAAUGCAGUUGGCUACGCUCAGGAAGGAGAUGGAAAAACAGAAAAACGAGAGUGAGGGCUUUUCUAGAAAGAUAGCCAGCUUGUGUCAGGAACAGUUUUCUUCAGAAGAAAGGGCUUCUAUCUUAAGCAGGGAACUCCAACAGCAGCUGUCUGAUUGUGAGAAGAUAAUGGCUGAAAAAGUUGUGCUGAAAGAUGAAAAUAAGGGUCAAGAAGAGAAAAUUCAGGCUCUCCUUCAAGAACUAGAGGCUGUCAGCCAAAAUAUUGCACAGAAAAAAUCCAAGGUAAAAGAGGUUGAGGUAAAAAUAGGCGAGCUAAGCAAGCUAGGCCCACAGUGCCUCACUGUGGAUAUUGACUUGGCAAAUCAAUCGGAGAAGGCAGAGAUUGCCAAAGAAGAGCCUGAGGAAACUCCUGCAACUGCUGUUCGAAAGAGCUCCUUUCAUUGCAGCAUUGAAAUUAUCUGGGAAAUAAGCAAGCAGAUCAUUCACGCUUCCUCUCAAAAGAGCGCCCGUAUUGAAGACCUCCUCCAACAAGCUGAGCAGUUGCAGAGGCGGGCCUUGGAUGCUGAGGAUCAGGCAUCUCAGCUAAAGUUAGAGCUGAGCGAAAUGACCAACCAAAAGGAUGUAUCCUUACAGGAAAAGGAAUGCCUCCUGAAUCAGUUAAGGGACCUGCAACAGGAAAACCUGUGUUAUGCUGAAAAAUACAGGGAAGAGCAAAACAGAGCCCUUGGCUAUUUAGAGGCGGUUAAAAAAACUGAGGGCCUGUUGGAAGAGUGUAGGGCGAAAGAGGCUGGCAUAGCAUCUCUGGAGCAAGCACUGAAAGAAAAAGAAUCUGCAGUUUUAGCCAUGGAAAGAAAGGUGAAAGACAUGCAGGAGAAACUCAACCUUUCAGAAUCCGAAAUGCAGAGGUUAAGUGACCAGGAAUCUCAACUGAAGGCAGAAGUUCUAGAGUUGAGGAAUAAUUUGAGAACCGCUGAAAAGAAUAAUGAAGAAUCAAAGCAAGCAAUGGAACGGUAAGAAACUAUUUUAUCUUCCUAAAAUGCAGGCAUGAGCAUAAAAGGAUGUUAGUUCUUGUAUUGCUCUGUUUACAGUGGUUUACAUUGUGGUGGUCUCCUAUCCCGACAUUGCCCGGGGUCAGGUCCCCAUUCCACCCUUUUAGCUUCAGUAGUUGAACUGUAUUAUGUAACAGAGUUCUAGAUUGGCCCUUAUGGUUUUAUUGCAAAUUGGUGUUGUGGCCGUCCCUCUUCUGUGAAGAGACAGCAGUGAGAAAAAGACAAUGAAAACUUGAUGUGUCUUCAGACUUUUCUGAGCCAUUUUUUAAAGUUACAAGCUUUACCUUUGCAAGCUGUUCUAAAAUAGUGUAGAUUAAAUCGAGGAGUGUGUAAUAAAGGCAUGACGAAGGCUUCAGACAUGUGCCGUUUCUCUGGGAGUAAGCCCCACUAAUCAAGAAUGGGAUUUGCUUCUGAAUAAGCACGGUUGGGAUAAGGCGGCACAUUAAAGGCUUUGAAAAUAGAUUCAUUGGAUUUGAACACUGUUGAGUAACUGAUGUCCCUGAUGGGUAAGGUGCACAUGGCACAGGCAGUUAGUGACUUGUGGCAGCACCUCCUCCAACCUGGGGGAAUUGUGGUUGUCUUAUCGGCCAAGUUGUCCUAUUGCCUACCUGGGUACUCAGGGCAGCAUCAGGGCAGAUUUGAGAGUCAGCAAGGGGAAGUUGCUGUGGUCUAUAGAAAUCCCCUCUCCUCCCUCCCUCCUCUCUGUCCAGUGGGUGGAUGGGUUUAGAGUGUGUGUUUCUGGCGUUGGGCAAUCGGGACAGAUUAGGGGUUCUGCUGGUUUACUGCCUGCCUCGUUGCCCAGCAGUCUCCCUGCUUGAGCUGGUUUUAGAGGCCAUGUUAAGGACUCCCAGACUUCUUGUUUUGGGGGGUUUCAACAUCCAUGCCAAGGCGACUGACUGGGGUGGAUCGGGAUUUCAUGGCUGCUAUAAUGACUGUGGGGUUCUCCUAGCAUGCUGCCAGUGCAAUGCACAUGGCAAGCCACACUCUUGUUUUCUCAACUGGGCAGGAACCCCCGUCGUUCUACCUGGACACUGAAGUCCAGCACCAAGGGCCUUCUGGUGGUUCCCUUACUGUGAGAAACAAAGUUACAGGGAAUCUGGCAGAGGGCCUUCUCGGUAGUGGCGCCCUCCCACCUGAUGUCAAAGAAAUUAUCAACUAUCUGACUGAUGUUUAAUGACUGAUGUUUUAAUAUAUUUUUAAUCUUUUGUUAGAAGCCACCCAGAGUGGCUGGGGAAACCCAGCCAAAUGGGCGGGGUAUAAAUAAUAAAUUAUUAUUAUUACUAUUAAAAGGGUGAUGUAAAAGUGGAGGAUAUUGACAUCAGAUCACUUUCUGUUGAGAUAGAGGCUUUUAGCACCUUUUCCCUCUCUGUAGAGGCAAAGGACCCAUUAGGGAGGUUGCUCUCAGAGGCUGAUGGAUUCAAUGGGUUUUCAGACAGAUCUGAGGGAUUUUCUGGCUGAUAUGACUGGUGCUCCUGUCGAAGGCUUGGUCAACCUUUGGAGCAUCCUCUCUGGCAAUUGACAGAUCAUGAUGGUUUUGCUAUUCAUUGCCGAAAUGUUCUUGCUGAUGAAGUUUUGCUGCUACUUUAUUGUGUCUGUCUUUAUAGGUUAUUGUACACCUUUUAUAGUAAUGUAUUCAUUUCCCCCCAAUUUUGUGUUAACGUUAUGCUUCCGACUUUAUGUUAUGCAAUUUUAUUUUAUGUUAUUUCAUUCUCUUAAAAAAAAUUGUAAGCUGCUUGGAGAGCCGUGUGGCAAGCAACUAAUAAAUUAAAUCAUUAAUAAUAAUGUUAUAAUAUUUCUACCAGGCUUGCUGAGCCUGGUUGGAAAGUGCUAACAAUGGUGGCAAUAGCUGAGACUUGGCUCAUGCAAGCAGAUGAAUUCUACCGAGGCUUUAGUAGGGCAUUUGCUGGGUGAGAAGUGCAUAUUGAACUGAAGAAUCUGCAGUUGAUAAAAACUCCUGGAAACCCUCAUUCCCUUCUGCUUCUUGACUUCCUAGAAUUAGGCCCCAAGCCUUAAAGAAAAAAAUUCUCAAAUAAUCCCCCCCCCCGCUGCUUUUACUUUCCAGGUUGAAUAAGGAGCUCUCUGAGAGCACGACUUUUUCCUCCUGUCUACAAACAGAAAUCCAACAGAAAAACGAAUUGUAUGCUGAACUGAAAGAGAAACUGACUGAUGCCAAAAAGCAAAUCGAGCAAGUUCAGAGACAGGUUUGUAGGAGGAGCAGUCAGGAAAAAGCAAUUUCUUUAAUUUAUAUAAUUCUUUAAUAUAUAUCAAUAGAUAUCAUUAUUGUACCACUGGAAUUAGAUCACUUGCUCUUUAUGCGAACCGCUUUGAGCACAGAUGUGUGUGUAUGGAAAAUGCAAUCUAGAAAUGAAUUUGACCACGAGGAAAUAUCUCCUACUGACAAUCUUUCCCAGUCAGCUGGGGAGUGCAUGAGGUUGUGGGGUUUGGCUCCAUCCAAUGCUGGCUGCUGGUCUGGUAGCUAAGAGAGCAUUGGGUGCUCCCAACCCUACUGGACACCAUUAAUUUUAUAGUAUGCUUUGUUGGUUCACUUUGUUUCUAUGUCCUGCUCCUCGUGCUCCAAGUUGCAACUAAAGCGGGCAACACUGAACCAUGCAGUUGCUUGUGGCUUAUCUGCAGAAACAAUAAUAAAGCAUCAAACACCUACAGAGACCUGAAUCUCCUUGCAGGUGGGGGACAUGCGUGCCGAAGAGAAACUACUACGGAAUAAAGUCAGUGAACUUGAAAAGGCCAAAAACCAGCUAUCUGAAGAGCUGGUCACCAAGCAGCGAACUAUCCAGGAAUUUAAGAAGGUACUUGUUGUUGUUGUUGUUAUAAUAAAAAUCAGGUCUGCUUUUGUGUAAUACUGUGAGAACUCCCUGAAUAACAAAAACAGAAGUGUUGGAGUAUAGGGAUUAAGCAUAUGGCUAGGCUGUCCUAGGCCCUGACUGGUUGUGGCUGAUGGGAGUUCUAGUCCAGCAGCUUAAGGCUACGUUCUGCUUCCCCUGUUGGGGACACAGAAUACCUGCUGUCGGGAAUCUCAACUGGGGAGGGUGCUGUCACAUGCAUGUCCUGCCUUCAGACUUCCCAUAGGCAUCUGAUUGGCCACUUGUGAGAACAGGAAGCUGGAUUAGAUAGACCUUUGGUCUGACCCAGUAGAAUUCUUAGCAUGGGUUACUCCUAACUUAGACAUAGCACUAUCACUGUCUGUUCCCUAUAUUAUGGAUGGGAUAAUACAGGUACUUUGCACUGGCCCUGUGAGGAUUUCAGAGGUUAAUGAAGCACACUGAACACUUUUUAAAAUGCAGAGUGACAGUGUCAAGAAGCGUUUACACAAAACAGAUCUCAAAUAAGAUCAGGAAUAGGUCAAGAACCUUCGUGUCUAUGUCCGUAUAUGUUGUUCUCUAUGCUGCACGGGUACUGGCUUUUUUUCAGUCUUACAAUGAAUUUCCCACUGUGUUUUGCACCUCUCUCCUGCAUCACUAUAAUCCAGUAGCCUUCAGACUAGGGACCCAUCUUUUUAACCCAAACCUGCAUUGAGAGACCUGUUUAAUUUCUGCCCAUAUAUUUGUUUGCUGGUGGUACUGCUGUUUCGACCCAUCUUGGAUCAGGGAUGAUCUAGUUGUAAUUCCGAACCCACCAGCUGAAGACCAAUGCAUCAAUGUACCUUCCAGGUCUGUGACUUUGCCAUAGGUGAAGCCAGAGUUUCACAGUUGAGCUCAGUUUUAGAGUAUUCUACUGAAAAGUUACUGAAGUUGGUUCAAAGGAAAACUGUUCAGUAGAGUUUAUUUCUUAGAUUGUUAUUGUGUAACAAGGCUUUAAAUUUAUGAACAGCUAUUGAUAUUGAUGUUAUUUUCAUUUUUGCACAUAUGCACCUUUCCCCCCUCUGUGAUCCAAAUUAGGAAGAGCUGAAUAAGAAACUUGAGGAAGCUUUGCAGCAGUAUCAGAAAGCAUGCAAGGGUAUGUAAUGAACAAAGUUUGUAUAUUUUACAGAGAAGUGUGCCCUAAUUUGGGUUUAUUGCUUAUUGUGUUGUGUUCACGGUGUUGAAUGUUUUUGUUCUGGACUAUUAUUUCAGUAGUCAAACCUCGCUAUUUUUAUAUAUUGAAUUUGGCUGCGGCUCUAAACAAGUACAGUGGUACCUUGGUUCUCAAACUUUAUCUGCCCUGGAGGCCAAAACCAAAGCAUUCCAAAACCAAGGCGUGCUUUCCCAUAGAAAGUAAUGCAAAAUGGAUUAAUUCGUUCCAGACUUUUUAAAGCAACCCCUAAGACAGCAAUUUAACUUGAAUUUUACUAUCUAACGAGAAAUGAAAGCAAUAAACAAUGUACUGCAGUCCCACAAUCAAUCAAUCAGUAGCUGAACUGGGUUCCACACGGUCACAAAAACAAAACAAAAUGAGCCACAAAAAUGCAAAAUAAAUAGCAAAAACAGACAGACCUCAGCAUAACACUCAAAUCGGAAGUGUAACACUCAAAGCGGAUCAUGUUUGGCUUCCGAAAAAAGUUCGCAAAAGUUUGCAGUGUUUGGGUUCCAAGUUGUUUGAGUACCAAGGUGUUUGAGAACCAAGGUACCACUGUAUGCCAGUAUUUGUUAAUCUUUUUAUAGAUCUAUGUUCCAAAGAGAAAAUCAUUGAAGAUAUGAAACUGACUUUGGAGGAGCAAGAACAGACUCAGUCAGAACAAGACCAACAACUUGAAGCCAGGUUUGAAGAGAAUAAUAAACUCAUGGCAGGUAAGUUAUGAGGACAGGACAAGCUCCUUUACCCCCCUUUCUGAGCCCAACCUUCCCCCAUCCCUUUGGUACAUGUGUGUGUGUACCUCUUAAAAUAUAUAUUCUUUAUAGUUAAAAUUUUGUCAAAGCUUCUGUUGAAUUUGAGAGGCAUAGCCUUAUAGCAGCUUGAAGACUAAGAAGUUUUGCUAUGGCAUAAUAAAUGUUCAUGAACUAGAGCAGCGCUAGGGACGAUAUGAUGCAACCUGGCUUGGGAUAGGCAAUUUUGGAGGAUACAGACCUUCUAAAUAAAUAAUAUUAAAGAAUGUUAAAUUGGUAGUGGGUGGUGGUAGGGAAGAGAAGGAAGCGGAGUAGUUGAAUACCAUGCAGUUCAAAAAGUACUGUCUCUGACAGUACAUUUCAAGUUGAAAUAGCUGAAAUCCAAGCACAUAUGAGCAACUUUUAAUAACAGAGAAAUGCCAGAAUCCACAGUUGGGAAAUACUUUUAUUCGGUUCAACCAAAAUGCCACAGAAGCAAGUUCAAGUUCUCCAGAACUCUUCACUGGGCAAGAUGUUAAACAAAUUGGGAUCGGGGUGAGAAAUGAAGGGGAAAGUCCAAAAAAAUCCCUCCGACAAUGCAGUUUAUGCAGCCUCUUGCAUUGUUAUAAAUGCAUCUUCUCCUGUAGAUCUGGAAGCGUGGAGGAAAAGGUACCGUGACCUAGAGGAGCAAAUGAGGAGUCCGGCACAACAGAAGGUUAACACAGAAUGUGAAAAAAGCACAGAGUUGCUCCGUGAAGAACUAAAAAAGCUGCAAGAGAAGCUGAAGGUAAUGUUUGGGUUGCUGUCAUGGUUUAAAGAUUCUACAUGACUUUGUUGCAAACCACAUGGAGGACCUCAUUGCCAUCUGUCCUUCUUGUUGUCAGAAGAAUAUUAAUAAACUGCUACUGGAUAAUCUUGGCAGAAGGGGCAGGUAAGCCUGAGCUUCUAAGACCCGUGUGUCUGGAACAUCAUUAUCCAGGUGGUUUAAUGAUUUCCCACUUGGGAAGUGAGAGACACACCACUUGGUGUGAGUCUCUCUUACUCGAGCUCACCUUAGUGAAACGGGUUGUUUUCCCCAAAUGAAGGAGUUGUGUUACCUAUGUAAACUACCCAAAUGCCUGUGCAACUUGCACCUUUGAUUGAACCAAAAGUAUCUAGAAAUGUGCAUUUGCAUGGCCUGCUAAUACUGGCAUGAGAAGUUCCUGCUGGCUCCAGUAGUUUAGAGCUACAAGUGGGUUCUUCUUAGGCCUUCACUGGCCUCUUUAUUUCUUCAGCUGCUAUAAUUUCCUUCCCUGAACCUAGAGCCUUCUGAGGUGGAGUAGGCAAGUGGAAAAAGGAUUGUAGCAUUCAUACAGCUGAUAAUCCUAAAGCUUACUCAGUUCUUCAUUUCAUACUUGGUAACAAUGCUUGGUGUCCCAUUACGACACACACAAACUUAUUAAGGAUAAAUAAUUGGAAUAAGGAGCAUAAAGAACAAGGCAAAUCAAAGAAAAUACGCAACUCUGAUAUUUUAUACAAUUAUUAAAGGUCAGGAUAUUAUUCAUCCCAGGUCAUAUAUUUGAUAGGAACUUGUACCAGGAUCACAGAUAGUUUAUGAGGGGUGUAUUCUUUGUUAAAGAUAUGCCAGCUGCACUGAUGUGCACAGAAACCUAUUUUUUUCUUCGUUUCUCCCUUCCCUCUGUGGGUCCCUAGCCUCAUUCUGUGGCCCUCAUUUAUGCAUUUCAUUGAGUUUCAUUGCACAGCUUAAAGUUCUUGCACCAGGGGAACUGCUUAGUUGGGUACCACCCAUAGCUACCAUGACAACAUUAUUUGGGUGGAAUCUGCCUUUCCUGAGAGUUGUUCAUGUGGCUAUGUACAAUUUCCCAGAUUCUGAUGAAAUGGAAGCUUCAAAUUUCUCCCCUUUGCAUGCCAAAAAGAGAGUGGGCAAAAGAAGAGCAUGCAAACAGAAGGCUUGCCAAUGUGGUAUUCACAUAAUGCUAAACUAUGGUUUGGCACUGCCUCUGAAUGCAGCAUAGCUUUGGAACUACUUUACAAAUAACUCAGCAAGGGUGCUUCAUGUUGGUAGAUUGACACUUUUUUUCUGUAGAAAAGAAUAACACGUUCUUUCCAGACUGUGUGACAGCUAAAAUUUUAACAUUUUGACAGGAAUAUGAAGAACAACAGAAAACGGAUCGCAAAAAAUGGCUGGGAGAAAAAAUGGCUCUCAUAACUCAGGCAAAAGAAGCAGAGACUCACCGUAACAGAGAGAUGAGAAGAUUUGUUGUAGACAGAGAACAUCAUGUGAAGCAGAUGGAAGAAGCAGUGAGUAACCAUGAGCUCCUAAUGCAGCAGGUGUAUACAGGAGGGGUGCGCUAAGAAGUAAGUUCUGCUGUGUUCAGUGGGAUUUACUUUCAGGUAACUGGGUGUAGGAUUGCAGUCUCAACCCUUCAAAAGAUCGGCAGCCUCUUCCAUAGAAUUGUAGAGUUGGAAGGGACCAUAAGGAUCAUCUAGUCAAACCCUCUGCAAUGCAGGAAUCUUUUACCUCACGUGGGGCUCGAACCAACAAUCCUGAUAUUAAGACCCUCAUGUUCCACCAGCUGAGCUAUUUCGUACUGUUCCUACUCAUGGUUCAUAGCGUAAAAUACUAUAUACCCCAUUACCUUCUCUCCGGAGUGCACAUUUUUAAUUAAAUCACUUUUAUUGAUAAUAUUCAUAUCCUGCCUUUUCUUCAAGCAACUCAGGGGGGUGACAGAGAUGCUGCAUUUUAUCCUUGUGACAAUCCUGCAAGGCAAGUUAAGCAGACAAAUGGUCACUGGCCCCAAAUUACCCUUUCACCUCUGGUCCCACUCCAACCCUCUGUCUGUACUGGACUAGUAUAAUGCAUUUUAUCUUGGGGCCACCCUUGAAACUUUAAUUUGUUCAAACCGAGGCAUCACAGCCAUUAGCCAGUGUUGAUCACUCAGGCUGUAUACUUGUGUCAAGAGAAUUUUCCUGGCUACUGGUCAAUACUAUGAAUUUGAAUCGGACUGGAGUCUCUUAGAAUUCCUCCUUCCAUUCAGUCCCCUUGCCAUGAUCUGCAGAUAGCGCCUUGUUCUAGGCUAGCCUUCCCCAACCUGAUGUUCUCCAGAUAUUCUGGAAUGCAGCUUCUUAUCCCUGACCUUCAGCCAUGCUGCCAGGGGGCUGUUGGGAAGGUAUCAGCUGGAAGUCUGCACUGUGCCAAUAAUGUUCUCCUUUGGGGAACAAAAUCCUGUACCUUCAAAGAAUUGAAGGAGCCCAAAAAUGUAAUCCCAAAUGUUGUAGAUAAAUGGGAAUGAAUUUACCAAAGGGGAAAACUUUUUGGAUCAGAUCGGUAUCUUCCCCACCCUGCAGGUCAGCUUUUAUAUGUCAAGUGACUGAUAAGUGGGUGUUCCUGCCCACCUUUCAAAGUUGGCCUGUGAAGGUGGAGAUAGAACUUUCUGUGCAUUAACUGAUGCACAGGGAGUUAAAUCCAGCUUUCUGCAGGGAUCACCUGUGUGAGUAGCCAAUCCAGCCACAUCUCUAUGUGAUGUCAUGUGUGCAGCAGGUAGGAGUGGUUUGGGGAAAACGACCUGGGAGUCCAAAUGGGAAGGCCUGGCAGGCAUAAUUUGGCCCAUGAGCCAGAGGUUCUCCACCCCGAUCUGCUGCUUCUCUGCCAAACGACACAAACUAGUUUACGAUUAGAAUUACUUAUAAAAAUACAAAAGCUUCCCUGUAUUAAAAAACAACAACAACCCUGAAACAACAUGUCCACAAAAAGUCAUGCAGCUGGGACAAUUCCUCCCUAAAGGGUUUUUACUGUGAUUUUCAAUUCCUUGCCUAUAGGAAAAACUUGUGACCGAGAAAGAUAAUGAUCUCCGAAAAUGGCGGGCAGAGAGAGAUCAGCUGGUGGCAGCUCUGGAAGUUCAGCUUAGCUCUCUGCUUUCAAGUAAUGCACAAAAAGACCAAGAAAUAAAAGAACUGAAGGAAACUGUACUGAAAACUUCUGGCAAGGUCUGUGCAAUGCCCUCUCCUUUUUUUGCAUCUGCCUUUUUGUAUUGAUGUGUCUCUCGCACACGUAUUCUGCUUUUUGUGAAAUUAACAGUCUUAAUGACAUUUCCCUCACUAGAACUUGUUUGAUAUUUACAAGUCCACUGCUUGGCCUACUGGGUGUUUGAUGACUGUUAGCUGAAUGAGUGAACUGACUCCAUGAAACACAUAUCUAGGAUGAUCUGAAAGUUCUAUUGGUGUGGCAUUCGGUCUGUGAUGGACCAUUCGCGCAAUGAUCACUUAAUGUUGACCACCAAAAAACCCCCGAGCAUGUGGGGUGCAAACUUCUGAAUUAGAAGUUGCUGGGGAAGAACAACAGUUUUUGCCAUUGGUGGCCUCACAGAUCACAUCUGGCAGGUUACACGGAGAAACUUUGUUAAGCACCCUUGCUGAUCUGCGUUGGAACAGGAACUACAGCAUUUCUUGCAGUUCCAGAUUCUUCAAGAAUCUAGCUUGUGUUUUUGUAGCUGCUGAAUCAUGAUGGGCAUCUUUUUUGUACUAUGUGCAAUACAAGCUGGCUUUUUAAUCAUCAGGGAUUUCUUUUGACAGAUUCAGUGUGACAAAUAUGAUUUGCACGUGUAUUUUCAGAAAUAUUUUGGACUCCUUUUUUAAACAAACAGAAUCAUGCACUGAAACAUCCACAUUGAACGUAUGUUGCAGUUGGAUUAGCUUGUUUUUAUAUAAAAGAGUGGAAUCUAAUGUAGUGCACUUUAACCUGUGCUUGACCAUUCAUUUCUUGAUAACACACAGUGCUUUUCUUUUCUUUUUGUCUUUUAAAAGGAUUGCAAAAUUACAGCUAAAGAAUCUAGAGACGACGUUACAAAUAAUGUAAGACGAGUUAGUUCUGAGAAAUCUACAACUAUGUCACCCAUUCCAAAAAAAGAAGCAGAAAACAAGAUGGACAACCUCUGUGACUAUAAACUGGUAAUUUAAUGUUUUUAGUAUCUUACAAUGGAAUCCUAUAUGUUACCACUGUUCUCAGUGGGACUUACACCUAGAUAAGUGAGGAAUGCAGCCAAAGUCUCUUACUGUUAGGUCAGGUGCCAUUUUCCCUGCAAUUACUACUCAUACUUAAAAUUAGUAAAUUUCAAUACUUGUUAAUAGGGGUGUUUGUGAAUAAAAUGUAUAUUAUUUUGAAUUUUAUAUUGCUGAUGAUUAUUGUUACAUAUAAGGAUAUUCACCUUCAUUGUUUAUAUUCCUGGAUUCUGACUGUCUCAACUAGAAACUGGGCACGUUGUGUUGCUGGUUCCAUACCAGCAGAGAUUCAGCAGGCCUCCCUCACUUUUGACUUUCAGGCACCUCUUGAAGACAUCAUCAUCAUCAUCAUAAGUUAACAAGUCCACUGUUCAAAACAUUUUGAUUAGCCAGACAUUUUUCUGUUUUUCAUGGUUUGGAUAUUUUAUUGUGUAGUGUAUUUCUUGUAUACUACCCUGAUGUCUUAUGAGGAGCAAAAUAUAAAUAGUUAUAUAAAUGGACAUUUGUGGCUUUUCAGCAGCAAACAAGCUCUACAGAAGGAGGGCAUUUCAUAAGACAGGCACUGUUUUGUAAGAUAACUGGUUCUGCAUCUUUUAUUUUAUUUUCCAUGCAUAUUCUGGUAGGCCUCCAUCCUCCAAUUUCUCCUUUUCCCUCGGGGCUCAUGUGGAACUUGCCCUGGCACCUGUCACUCUGAAUGUUACCCAUGUGGUUUUCAUCCUCUCUUCUUUCCAUUUUACGCUGCUUUACUCCAACCGUAGGACCAGUCAGACACCAUCCUGGAUUCUUGCGAAGUAUCUUCAGAGAGCAGCCAAGCCAGUCGAUUUCCAAAACCUGAAAUGGAGAUUCAGUUCACACCUCUGCAGCCCAAUAAGAUGGAAGUGAAGCAUCAGGGGAGUUCUGCCACAGUGACCAUAAAAGUCCCCAAGGCAAGGAAAAGGAAAAGCAGUGCCAUGGAUGAGGUAUUUAGUCAUGAGAUUGUUUAACGUUGUUCAGGGUGUGUGCACAUAACACAGUAAAUACAGUUGUACCUUGGAAGUCAAACAGAAUCUGUUCAACUUCUGAAACAUUCAGAAACCAAGGCGCGGCUUCCAAUUGGCUUCCGAUUGCACAGGCGCACCGGAAACAGUAGCGGAAGCUGCGCUGGGCAUUCGGCUUCCAAAGAAACCGAUUGAAAACCGGAAUACUCACUUCUGGUUUUCGAUCGUUUGGGAACCGGAACAUAUAACUACCAAGGUCGAGGUACGACUGUAGUACUUAAAAUAUUGAUUCGAAAAAUCCCCAAAAGUUUCAGUCCUAAACACAUCUUAAAAACUCACAAACCCAUUUGAUGAAGUGGGCAUGAAACCUUUAUGUCAGAAUACAUCUGUUAUUCUUUAAGGUGCCGCAAGAAGCUUUGUUGUGUUUUAAUUAUAUCAUAUUUUAGUUGCCCCUCUGGACUGUUUACAGCUGGAAACAUAAAUUCCGUCUUCUAGUCAGUUGCUGUCAUCUAAGCAAAGGCAGCACAAGCCAAUGCAUAGAGGACAUCUCUGUAUUUCCCAGGCGGAGAAGGUCACAGCCCAGGGAAUUUGAAUUUUACUUUUAGAUUGGCUUUCUAGCUGAAUGCAGCCUGUACUCUGAUUAUUGGCAGCUUUCCAAUCAGUAUGUCAUUGACAGUGGUAGAAGUGUGCGUCAGGUUGUGCCCAUAAAAUAUCUGGCCUUCCCUUCCACAUAAGAGUCCCACCAAUUCAUAAUUAAUUUUCACACUAAUGGUAGCUUUCUGCUAAGGAGAGCAGUGUGUGGUCUUUUUGGAUCACUAUCUGUGGCAGAUACUUUUGGAUACUUUUAACAUCUGUGUUAAAACUUCGAGUGCUGCAGAAGGGGCCACAUGAAUUCAUGAAUACUUGGAGGAGGUGAGUUCACUGGAAAAAUAACUGGUCUCCUCAACUAUUUUUCUUCAAGACAAAUACACUCUCAAGAUGCUGGAAAAGCAGAGUUAGGAAUAAAUGCACUUCUGAUGGUCUCAGUCAGGUACUGGAUCUCUUUGAGCUCUAUGCUCUAGAUGUAUGUGUAGAUGACAACAGUAUUAGUUCUUCAUAUUUCAUGUGUAGCGUCAUAACACUUCAAUGAAACUAAGCCAUAGCUAAAUUCAGCUUCCAGAGGCCACCUCUCACCAACCACCUAUUACCUAUUGCGGAUAAUCUGCUAUGCUAGUAUACUUGUUUGUCACUCAGAACAGGAGAUGUACAACAACUGAAAUCAGCCUGCCAGUAACUCGUGUCAAUUAAUUCUAAGAGGCACUUGGGCUACAGUCUUAAGCAUCUGUACCUGAAAGUAAAUUCUACUAAAAUGGGUUGGAUUUCCUGCAUCAAAUGGUUUUGGUGUGUGUUUGUUUUAUAUUGCAAGUUAUGAGAAACUUGCUCAGGAACUGGGAUUAUAAAGCUGGCCUUUAUUGGUGACAGCACUUUAAAAUUCAAAAACUUAAAAAAAAAUGAAUGGGCUGUUUUUAUUUAAUUGAGUGGUGGCAAUGGAGUCCUGAACUCGAUCAUCUUCCCAUUUAGACACGCAAGCUCCCACUAUAUAUUCUUUAGUGGACUUUAGUGGUUUAUCAAAUAGUGUUUGCUACCUCACCCUUGGUUUAGCCUGAACCUACAGGGUGUCGACAUCUUGACAGAAACCUGCAAAAAGGUCCCGACUAGUCCACCUGAAUCAUACUAGCUAUUCAUUACAACAUAAGCAAACAUUCCCAUCUUAUUGGCCUAUAUGCUGGCUGUCAAUGCUAGAUGCUGCCAUACUGACUUCUGUAGCUAUUAAAAAGUUGCCCUUUCACUUCACUUCAUUAUAUUUCUUUGCAUAAUUAACACACAGAAGAAAUUAGGUGAAACUGGAUUAAAACAGCGGUUUCAGUCUUUCCAUUUCAUUUCAGAGCAUGCUUCUUGUUUAAGUAAUGUUGUAUAACAAGUUCAUGAAUUUCUGAGCAUUGCUUUUAGGUAGAUUUCUAACAAUAGUUUUCUUUUUCCUUUGAGAAACAAUAGUUUUCUUUUAACUUAAACGGCCCUUCUUAGAAAUAGUACUUGGGUGCUGAGCAUGCUGCUUUGUUUUUAAGGACUUCCUGAAGAGUGAAAAUGAGAAGAAUGCUCCAUCCCCAGCUAGUACCUGGUCCGGUUCAUUAUCCAGAGAAAAGAAAAAGGUGUGUGUUUGCGUACAUGUACGUAUGUGUGGGAAGGAUUGUAUCCAAUGACUUUAAUGAUGCAGUUGUCCACUUUAAUAUGAAAUCACCAUUUUGACUAGCAGAUGCUCCCCAAUUCUUUGGGCUGUUACAGGUCAUACCCACUUUGCGUGGAGGUUCCGUUUCUGGCCCCUGCACGCAUUGGUGAAGUAAGCCCAUUCCACCCUCUUUCAGGUCCAAAAGGACCCACGUCAAUUGGACGUGUGCAAAAUGGUCAUCACCUGCACAGUCAUACCUUGGAAGUUGAACAGAAUCCAGUCUGGAAGUCUGGUCGACUUCCAAAAUGUUCGAAAACCAAAGCGCAGCUUUGGAAGCUCCUGCAGCCAAUCGGAAGCCAUGGAAGCCCUGUUGGAUGUUUGACUUCCGAAAGAACAUUACAAAAAUUGGAACACUCCUGGUUUUUGAUCAUUCGGGAGCUGGAACAUAUGGGAGCCGAGGUACGACUGUACUCAGAACACUCGUAAAGUGUUUUGGAAAUCCCAUUGGGGCAUACCAGCACUCCAGAAACCAUUAGUGUAAUCCCCCCGCUGGCCUCUGGAGGGUAGUUAAGCUCUACCUUAAAAUCCUGUGCAAAUAACUUUUAUAAUAAAGGCCUCAGCUUUAUUAGUUGUAUUACACUGUAGCAGGAUCCUGCCCCUCCCUCCGGAAGAUCAGCUGCUUGCUUGCCCACAGACAGUUGGUUAUAUGAUGGCAAAAGUCUUUCAGACUGCACUAGAUCUCAAGCCUACCAUCCUAAGUGUCGUGAUGUUUUGUGUCCCUCCAGACUGCUCCUGACGGCUCUCCUAGAAAGGAUUAUCCCUUAAGAAGCAAACAACUUGCAUCGGCUGUAAGGUCACCUGGGAAUGUGGGUGGGGCACUACAGAAAGUUGGCAAUUUCUUUCAGAGUUCUACAAACCUACAGUCCAAAGGUAAACAGCAAACCAGAGAUUAAUUUAUUUCAUCUCCUAAAGGUUUUCUGUAACUCCUACUCUAAAGGAGACAGCUUAUGUUGAAUCACAUGGGGGAAGAACUGAGUUUUCAUGUCUGGGGGAUCUGUCUUCCAUUUCUGGGAGGCACACUUAGAGCUGUAAUAACACUCUUGUAGUCUGAUCCUCUUGCAGAGCAAGGACUUGGAGGUGGCUUCAGCCCCUUUGCUGCAGCAUUGUCAAACAUUGGUUUGGGUGUGAGACUAGGACUGGGGAGACCUGGGUGUGAAUCUCCAAUCAGCGAUGAAGCUUGCAGGUGACCUUAGAGCAGUUGGUGUCAUGGAUGCAGAGGAGUGCUGGGAGGCACCAGCUGGGGAACCCCAAGGGGAAAAAGGCUCAGAGCCAGGGGCGUGGUGGUGGGACGAUGAUGAGCAGUCAGAGGGAGAAGAGGGAGGGGACUGGAAGUGUCAGAAGAGGCAAGAGAGUUUAGUGAGGAGGAAGAGGCUGUGGCAGAGAGCAGUCCAGACUCAGAGGCAGGAGAUGAGGGGGGCCAGAAGACAGAGAUAAGGCAGGCUGCUGAAGAAUCUAGGGAAGCCCCCACUCCUGCUGCAACCAGCUCCCCUCUCCCCUGGUCUCUCAGAACAUGCAGAGAAAUGAAUGAGAGGCAAGUUGACAAAGCCUUAGGGUGCUGAGGAAUGAACUGGGGGGGGGCGACACUCAGUGGUGGGAAGGUGAGGACUUUCACUCCUCGCAACUGUCUCAUUGGGGCAAGACCUAUUGGGAAGGGUUGAUAGGAUCACUAAGCCUGCACUGUUUUGGUUUCUUUGAAUAAAGAGUUAACUUCACUGAUGGCAGUGAUUUUUAUUGCUGACCGACACCUGACUCCUGACAAUUGCUUUCUCUCAACCUGACCUUUCUCAGGGCUCUUGUCAGGUUAAAGGGGGAGAGCGGGGAAGAACCACAUAUCCUACCUUGAGCUCCUUGGAGGCAAGGCAGACUAUACACUGUGCCCAUUUUUGCUGCAUGCAUUCCAGUUGGUCCUGGUUUGUGAAACCGGACAUCAGGAGAGUAUCUUUUUGAUGAAGGUUUCAGUGUGGUGGCUUAGGUAAAAGAACAGCACAAGCAAUAAGAUGUGCUUGCCUUAUAUUUACUUAUUUGCAUUGUACUUAUUUCCAAUGGUUCCUAUUGCAUUUUUUAAAAAAUUGCUACCUUUAUUUGCUGUUCAUUUGAUAUAUGGUCUGCUGCUGUGGAUGCAAUCCUGUGGGGAAGGGAUGCACCUGUGCAGUUUUGCACAUAACAGAAGGGUAAAAUGUCGCGAAAUGCCUCUUCCAGCCAAGAAGCUGAUGGCAACGAUGAAAUCCCCCAGAUCUACAGAGCAGGAGUCCAUUAAAGAAAAUGCUAGCAAGCCAAAGCGAGCGAGGCGCAAGCUGUACACAAUGGAUAUUUCUUCCCCUAUGGAGUUCUCUGGACAAGUGGUAAGCGGUAUCGUGAAAAAAGUUUUUUUUUAAGGAAGCUGCCCUUGGGGGACAACUCAUCUGAUAAAUUAAUUUAUUACCUCUCCUUCAGUCCAAGAUCUUGGAGUGAGGGUGUAUCAUAACAAUUUAAAAGACAACAUUAAAAAUUGUUUAAAACAAAUUGCAAUUGCAGGGAUAGAGUGGGUCCUAGACAGUUACAUCUCGUGCCAAAGGCCAGGGUAAAGUUUGUGUCUUCAGCAUACAGUGAAAACUACUAUUGAAGGUACCAGAUGCAUGAGCUCCACAGCUUAGGGGCUGCCACAGAGAAUGGGACACCUCCAAGCACCUGAGAGCGUAGAACAGCCAACAGGGGCCGCCUUCGUUCAUCUUAACACCCAUGACGUGCUGUAAGGAGGAAGUCUUUCAGCUAGUUGGGUCCAAGUCAUUUAGGGCCAACUAAUGUGAGCAUACCUUGAAUCAGCCCUGGAAAUGAGCUGGCAGCCAACUGGACACUAUUAUAUAGCACAGAUAGACGAAAGGGAUUUAGGCUGUGUUUAACCCUCUUUCCCUAUGCUUCCUGCUAUUGGAAGCAGCAUUAAACAAAUAUGCUAGCUUAAUCUACUGGAAGUAUGGCAGAACAAACACAUUUCAUUUUAUGCCAGAGGCUCUCUUCCUUCUCCCGCCAUCAAGCUGUGAUUUUACGCAUAUCUGCUAAGGUCCACUGGGACUUAAUCCGAAGUAAACACACACAGAAUUGUAGUAAGGACUUGUUACCAAGGGCAAACCUGUUUCAGCUAGGGUUGCCGGGAGGGCUUCUGAGUCCCAUGUGGUCGACAGUGGCAACAACUGAGAGGUGUCUUCCUCUCUAAAUUAGGCUUAUUGAAACAAAGUGGAUUUUGGGGCAAGGGGCAGGAGUGGAUUUUGUUGUGAAAGGGUUAUGAACCCAGUUCUGAUUCUGAACACGAUUCCUGGGAUUAGGAUGUGCUCAUAGGUACCCUGUUUCUUGGUGCACAUCCUCUUUCCUGAGCUGCUAUUUUGUACCUGUCUCUGAUUGGUUAACUUCAGGGCUUGUAGAACCCUGAGGUGUGCCAACGCCUGGUCUGAGUAGUUCAUCAUGAGUUCAGAUUCCUUGUCAGCCCACAUGGGACAGAGUGUAAGAUGUUCAUUUCUACAUGACUUAGUCAACUAACUAGUGGGAGGGGUUCAAGAAGCUUUAUCAUGAGCAUAGGGGUGCAAUUACUGAGACAGCAAAGCCAUUUGUCCCUGAGAGUAAGCUGUCCAGGCACGCAGGGCCCUCAGUUAUGGAAAACACUCUGAAGACUAGAGAUUCCUGGCCACUGAUCUUACACUUCUAUACUGUUCCAAAAAAAUUCUUAAAAAAGUUUCACUUACUUUGGUCCAGUAGUUAUUCACUUGAUCUGUUAACAGCAGUUCCUUAAAUUCCUUUUCAGAUCGUGAUGGAUCAAAAGGAAAGCGAUCACGAAAUCAUCAAGCGGCGGCUCCGAACAAAAAAACCACAUUGAUUUUAGUGUGGGUUAUGUGUUGUUGUGUUGGUUUUUUUUUUUUUUAAACAGAGAAUCAUGUACAUAAUGUAAUCCUCAGCAGUUGAAUUUCGGAGCACAGCUCUUCUAAAGUGGAAAGUGGGUGUAGAUUGGAAAUGGUAUAGCAUCUGUACUAUUAGUUAUAUGUAUAACUUUGUGCAUCCUACUAGUGUUUUGAAAUUCCUGUAUAGGUUUUGUUGCAGCUGGGAGGAUUAAAAUAAUCGACAUUGUUUUGA
Molecule: messenger RNA, 37487 nt
Organism: Podarcis lilfordi (Lilford's wall lizard)
Lineage: Eukaryota; Metazoa; Chordata; Lepidosauria; Squamata; Lacertidae
Source: the annotation of a GenBank genome assembly